AACCUAGCUCGGGGUAUGGAUGGAUCAUUGAUGCAUUUUAUAGUGAGUACAAAAAAGUACUCGCACAAGUCUUAAAAAAAAGCGGUGCCGUAGCAUCACCGCCCUCCGGCACUUUUACCCCCCCCCCCAUAACAUUCCACCGCGCCACUUCUCUUUCUUUUCUCUCUCGUCCCCCCUUUCAUUAUCUAGGGUUUUGGGUUUAUCGCCGGCGAAAUCAUGGGAAAAGCUAAAAAAGCCCCCAAAUUUGCCGUCAGGAAGAAGCUCCUCACUUCCAAAACCCUCAAACAGCACAAGCAAGAAGUAUUAAACCCCAAAAAGAAAGACCUUGAAUCCGCUAAUCUUCCUAGAAAUGUGCCUAAUGUAUCAUCUGCCCUAUUUUUCAAGUAUAAUACUGCAUUGGGACCGCCUUAUCGGGUUAUAGUUGAUACCAAUUUCAUCAAUUUUUCUAUCCAGAACAAAUUGGAUUUGGAGAAAGCAAUGAUGGACUGCUUAUAUGCUAAAUGUACGCCUUGCAUUACGGAUUGUGUUAUGGCUGAACUCGAGAAGCUGGGUCAAAAGUAUCGUGUAGCGUUGAGGAUUGCCAAGGAUCCUCGGUUUGACAGACUCCCAUGUAUUCACAAGGGAACAUAUGCUGAUGACUGCAUUGUUGACAGGGUCACUCAGCAUAAAUGCUACAUUGUUGCUACCUGUGAUCGUGAUUUGAAGCGCCGGAUUAGAAAGAUACCUGGUGUGCCUAUUAUGUACAUCACCAGCCACAAGUAUUCAAUUGAGCGGUUACCCGAAGCUACAAUGGGAGGAGCGCCAAGAUUUUAGUGCUUUUGGGAUGCUGUUGUUGGAAAUACAUCUUCUAUUCUAGGUUUUACUUCUACUCUAGAUGACUACUGAUAUGUAUGCCCAGUGGACUUGCCCGAGAGAUGAAGAAUACGCAAAUUUUGACUGAGAUCAUAGGAAGAGUAGGUGUAUCGUAUCCAGUUCGGGGGCGUCGGGUUUCUUAGAGUAUAAUAUGUAAUGAGUUUUUGCUUCAUAGUGAAUCUGGAAACUUAUUUUUGGUGUAGUAAACAGGCUUAACACAAGCUUUAAACUGUGUUGUUUCUUGUGAAAUGCAAGUUUCAUGGUGAUAAUUAUUAUUCUUUAUUACUCUAUAUUGUAUUUUAUAAAAACAGCUUAGUUAAUUUUUA
Molecule: messenger RNA, 1178 nt
Organism: Chenopodium quinoa (quinoa)
Lineage: Eukaryota; Viridiplantae; Streptophyta; Magnoliopsida; Caryophyllales; Amaranthaceae
Product: rRNA-processing protein FCF1 homolog
Exons: 9
Coding region: 217-813 (198 amino acids)
Cellular component (GO): nucleolus; small-subunit processome
Source: RefSeq, a predicted model, not a curated record